GAUAAUGUGACAGCCAUUGCAACCACCGUUGUUACUAUGCUAGCUACAGAAAAUGUAACAACUCCAGUGAAUGUAACAGCAGCCAUUAAUGUGACUGAUGUGACAAUGCCUGCAGACAAUGUGACAGCCAUUGCAACAACUGUUGUUACUAUGCUGGUUACAGAAAAUGCAACAACUCCAGUGAACGUAACAGAUGUUGCCACUGCUGUAACCCUGCCUGCUACAGACACUGUAACACCAGCAAUGAAUAUGACAGUUGCAACAAUGCCAGACAACACAACUGAUGCUCCAAGUGUGACAGGAAAUGCAACAAUAGCAGAAAAUGUCACUGUAGUUGCAAGUACACCAACUUCCACAACACUGGCAGAAAACAUUACAGCCAUUACUGACUUCAAUACGACCAUGCCAGUGAAUGUCACAGUGCCUACAGCAACAGUAACAGCAGAAAAUAUUACAGACAUUAUUUAUUUCAAUACAACCAUGCCACUGAAUGUCACUAUGCCAACAGUAACAGCAGAAAGCAUUACAGCCAUUACUAGUGCUGAUUUCAAUACAACCAUACCACUGAAUGUCACUGUGCCAACAGUAACAGUAUCAGCAGAAAACAUAACAUCCACAACUGGUGUUUCUGCUACAGCUACAACAGAAAAUAUCACUGCCGGACUGGUACAUAAUAUCACUGCUGUGACACCAACAACAACUGCAGCAGGCAACGAAUCAGUCACAACAGCUGUUACAAAUGUGCCACCUACUACAACUGCUCUGAACAAUAUCACCUCUGCCAAUGUCACAGAUGCAGAAAACACUACUGCAGUUGUAACUGAUCUGACAACAGUCUUGAGCAAUGCAACUGUUGUUACCAUGCCGGUUACUGUAACGGUUACACCAGUUGUUGAAAAUACCACUGCUGUAACAGUCAACACCACCGCAAUCACUGGACCAAGUAUCACCGCUGUCACAGACAACGUCACUGCUGUUACAGGUGUGACACCUGCCACAUCUGUUUCCAGUAAUGAAACUGCUACAGACAACACAACAGCUGUACCAACAACACCAAUGUCUUCAGUGAGUCCCACUGGUGCAUCUCCCGCUGUAACUGCAGCUGAAAAUGAUACAACCACAGUUAGCAUGACAACAAUGGCAGCAACAGGAAUUACAGCAAAUACUACAGCUGACACUGAUACAGCAUCCACCGCAAUGGCCAUUACAGGUGCAACACCUACUGCACCUGUCACCACAGCUGUUUCAACCAACAUUUCCACAACAGUUGGAGCCACAUCUUUGGCAGCCACACCUGUUUCAUCAGAGGCUGCAAAUGUCACAACUGGUGCUGCUACCAAUACACCUGAGCCAUCUACAGCAGCACUUACAACUAAGCCAUCUACAGCAGCACUUACAACUCAGCCUGAAAAUACAACAGAGUUAGCACCAACAGAAGCUGGGACAACAGCACAGCCAUUUGUAACUGUGGUAAACCCAAGCACCAUUGUAGAAAACCAACUGACAAUCCUUGUUCUCAGUUUAUCAAAUGACUUGCAACAGAUCAUGAAUGAGAUAGGAAGUAUCAUUCAGGCACUGACAAACCUACUUCAGGAGUGGUACGAGAAAGCCUUAUCCAACCAGGCUGGUCAAAGGCGCCGUCUACUGCAGUCUCCCAGUAUUGCACCUGGAAGUUUGGUUAUUCAGGUGAUCAAUGUAACAGCUCUGCCAGAAGGACGGCUGCAGGUCCUGUUUGUUGUCGUGAACCGUAAUAACAACAACUCAGUCGUGCCGCCCGCUGAUGUCACCGCUGCCUUCAAUCAGGUUUCUCAGCAGGAAAUCAGGGCCAUUGCUUCAUCAGUAGGGUUUCCCUUGGACAUCACAAGUCACACCGUACAACCUUUGGUGACUGAAGAAGCUCCAGCUUCCAGUCUGCUGUGGAUCUUGGGUGUUGUUGUGGGAUCCCUGGUCUUCAUCAUCAUCAUCCUACUGGUGGUGUACAACUUUGUGACUACGAAAGCAGAUGCUGUGGAGCCAAAAAAGCCUGAGGAGCUUGGAAACAAACUAUCAGAAAGAUAUGUCCAGAAGGGAGGCCUGGGUUCUGUAGGCCUGCUCAUACCUGCACAGCUGCCGGGAGUGCCACAAACAAGCAGGGGACAGACAAGCUACCAGCUUAGUGAUGAGACUGAGGAGAAGGAUAAAGAGUGGAUCACAGAGUCUGGGCUGAAGGUGGACAUGUCCAAGGGCUCCAUAACCCUGAUCCCGCCUGCUCGUCCACCAGGCAAGGAUGAUGUGCGAGAGUUUGGGACCCAACACAAGCAGGGCAAGGAGGCCUGGUCUGACAAGGAGGCACCACCUGCAGAAAGGAGACUAGCAGUUGAUGAGAAACCAAAGCGCUCCAAAAAGGAGAAACGUGAGAAGUGGCGUGGGCCUGCCAAGAAACAUAGGAAGGAACACGAGAGACCGCGGAGAACGGAGAUCCCUGUACGCCCACCUGUGCGACUGGUCGGAUCUUAUGAGAGCGUGAAAUCAGCAGCGAGUAUGGAUCAGAUUGAGCACGAGGCAGCCCUGUUUGAACAUGUGGCCCUGAUGAACAAGCUGGAGGAUGGGGAGAACAAGAAGAGGGACACACCUACAGUCAGAUUCAAGGCAACGGUUCAUCCACUCCAAGCUCUGUCCUCACUCCCUCCUCUCAAGGACACGCCGCUCGUCACCAAGUACACUACUGAGAAUGAGGUUGCUACUGAAAAAGAGGCUGCACUAGAGGAAGAGGAUGAAGUCCUGAGGGAACAGAAGAUGAAAGCAGUGAAGGAGGAAGACUGGGACACACUAGACACCAUCAUCAAGCUCCGUGCUGAAGUGGAGCAUCUCCGCAACAAGGAACGGCAACGCGAGAAGCAGAAGAGGCAGCAGCAGGCAGCAAAGACUCCUGGGAAGGCAGACGGCCCCCUCACGCCCUUGCCUCCCCCCAAGCCACUGACUCAGCAGGAGAAACAGAGAAUGAGAGUGAAGGAAGUCUGGGAGGAUGCACAGAAACAGCUGGAGGGACUGCUGGAGCCCCAGUACUUCCCACAGGCAACUAUGACACCUGUAGCCCGGAAGAUGCAGGCUGCAAGGCGAAACAGAUGGCGGACACAACACUCCCGCCACGGCUCAGGACAUCCUGCUGACGUGCUGCCUGGAGAAGUGCAGUUUGACAAGAAAAUGGGUCGGAACAUGCGUGCAGCCCAGCCCAAGGUCGGAGACUACAUGAGGACAGACAGCAACAUAAAACUAGUCAGGGUUGCACCAAUCAGUGAUGAGGCGAACACCACUGGCCGUGACAUGCCAAUAACAGCCCAACCACGCUCCAUUGCUGACCAAGCACGACGAGAGGCAGCCAUCUUAGGGCAAGGGGGAGACCCAUACGUACAGCUUCUACGGAUGGCAAGCAUCCAAUCUCCUAUGGGACCAGUACCUCAACCACCUCAGUCACCAUCACAGCAAUUGAGGGAUGAUGAAGAGGUCCAACGUCUCUUGGAAGAAGCCUUUCCAUUGGAGGAUGCAGGCCAUGAUGAGUCCAGAGUAGAAGAGUCUGUAACAUCAAGAUCAGUCACAGAAACAGAGCGUGGUACCGUGAAGUCAGGAAAGACUGGGGACAGGAAAAGCCAGGUAUCUUCAAAAAGGAAGCUGAGACCAAAAACAGCAGCAGUUGCUCCUGAUGACACCCUGCAAUCAACAUCAAGAGGCCUUUCGCCACGUCCACCACGUCAAGCUUUUUCAGAACCGAGAGUACCACAGUUGCUCACCCCUCCUACAGGGAUAAGUUUGUCUGGAGACAGGACUCCUUACCAUGACCCAUAUUACACCCCAGCAAUGGUGGAUACAGUGUAUGGUGCACAGCCUUCUGUCAGGACUAGCACCCCCCGUGCACCUCGUUUCUCCACAAUGGCACAGCCUACCCCAGCUGUUGAUCCAUAUGGACACGGACUGCACCACCCUGGAAUGGGUAGGCCCUACAGGAGAGUUUCUCCUGGAACUGAACUUCCUCACAUACAGCCAGGAAGGGCACCUUCUCACCUGGUAUGGCAGCCUGAGACACCAGCCAUGAUGUCACGAUAUGGGGAUCUUGGACCAGGUGCAGCAAUGCAGAAUCCCAUCUAUGACAUCCCAAGACCAUCUGUUGGUGGACUUGAUGGGUCCUUGUAUGAACCUGAAAGAACAAACCUCAGCUUUCUGGAUCAGUUGCGCUCGACCCCUGUCAGGGCAUACACACAACCCUCUCCCUAUGCGGGAGUACAGCAGCCAAUGGCACAGCCAUCACAACAACCAACCACAGGGCAGCAGCCAAGCCGGGAGCCAAUCACAGAGCACAGCUUGCCUGGGGUGAUGUCAUCGCUGACCAAUGAGCAAAGAGAUACAUUGUUGCAGCUAAUUCGUGAGGAAUAUGGAAAAUUAGAACAUGAGAGAAGUACUAAAGAAUCCUAAGUUUUAAGAUAAUAGUUGUAGUAACAAAAGUAUGUAAAUGUAUCAUACAGCACAGUAAAAAACAAAAUACAAAUUAUUGUGUUGUUAAUACCCUGAUAUAAUAAUGUCAGGUAUUUUUAUCUGUGUACAAUGGAAUGGCCAUGGUCAUAGCUUUACCAGAUUUGGACUAGAAGAAAGUCUUAUGUAAUGUUUUUGAUAUAGAUGUAUAUAAAAGGUCUAUUUAUUUUUGAAAAAUGAAAGUUUUGCAUAUAUUAACAGGAAGCUAGAGUAUUUAGUUACACCAAGGACGUUGGUUACACAUACAGCAUUCAAAAUGGCCUUUACUAGCUUGUGCAGCAAACUCAAGCAUGACGCAAGUUGUACCAACAACUGAAUAUGAACAUUGUAACAGUAACAUUACUUGUUUGAGUGUGACUACGUACAUGAAUUAGCAUGAUCUGUGUGUGUUUGUUUGUGUUUCAAAGUAAUUACUGUACUAUGAAACCAAAAUAGCUCUAAGCAUCAAUUAUAAUUUCAAUUAUGUAAAACUUGAUCAAAGUUGCAAGUAGAAAUAAAUCAAACUAUAUUGUUCUACAA
This is a messenger RNA of Branchiostoma floridae (Florida lancelet), 5022 nucleotides long. RefSeq lists its product as uncharacterized. The transcript has 15 exons. NCBI's taxonomy places the organism in Eukaryota, Metazoa, Chordata, Leptocardii, Amphioxiformes, Branchiostomatidae. The record is from RefSeq and is a predicted model, not a curated record. The coding region runs from base 37 to 4446 and encodes 1469 amino acids.